Molecule: messenger RNA, 1365 nt
Organism: Gekko japonicus
Lineage: Eukaryota; Metazoa; Chordata; Lepidosauria; Squamata; Gekkonidae
Gene: LDAH
Product: lipid droplet associated hydrolase
Exons: 7
Coding region: 1-1365 (454 amino acids)
Biological process (GO): lipid storage
Cellular component (GO): lipid droplet
Molecular function (GO): lipase activity
Source: RefSeq, a predicted model, not a curated record
AUGGCUCAGAUCAAGAGGUGUCUGCUGCGGGGGAAGCUCUUUCGCCAGAGAAGCUCUUCCAGGUUAAGGGAAGGAAUUGUGCUUGGAGCAAAAACAAACAGCCAAGGCGGCAAGUGCUCCCCGAGCCCCAGAAACAGGGAGCUCCCCGUGGCCAUCUCCUACGCUGGGCAAGUUCCCAUGGCUAACGGGGACGCGGCAGACGCUCGCGGUCCUGUAUCGGCCCGCCCACCAAGCUACGACUUCCUAGUCUGGCGGAAGAGUCGGGGGUUCGGCUUCCAUCUUUCGCCUGUCGCCUCCGCGACCGCUUCUUCCGCCCGACCUGGGAGAGCUGCCAUGCCGGCCUCUGCUUCAGAAACGCUGCGCGCCGGGGAACAAGUGGCCGGGGAAGCAGCAGGUAAUAAACCAGCACUGGAAGAAGAGAUCCCAGUACAUGAAGAGUUCACCAGCAUUUGUGGAGCAGCUACUCAGAUCAUAAAAUGUGGCCCUUGGAAAAAUCUCUUCGAAAAGGAAAGUGUUCCAAGACUCUUAUUUUUAGUUAUCCCAGGUAAUCCAGGAUUCACUGGCUAUUAUUGGACAUUCAUUCAAGCUUUGUAUUGUGGCCUAAAUCGGCAGUAUCCAGUUUGGGUUGUAAGUCAUGCAGGACACUGUAGAGUCCCUCAUGACAUGGAAAUUGUGGAAGACACAGAUGUUAAAGAACUGGAUGAUGUCUUUGGACUUUGUGGACAAACUGAACACAAACUGAACUUCCUCCGAAAGACUGUGCCUCAGGAUAUGAAGCUUGUGCUCAUUGGCCACUCAAUUGGUUGUUAUAUUGCUCUUGAAAUGAUCAAGCAAGCACCAGAAUUGGAGGUUAUCCGGUGUGUGAUGCUCUUCCCUACAAUAGAGCGCAUGGCUCAGUCGCCACAAGGCAAGAUCAUGACGCCCUUGCUCUGCCAGUUUCGUUACAUCGUCUACAUGCCAAUAUACCUGAUAAUGCUUCUCCCACAAAAAAUCAAAAGUAUCCUGGUGCGCUUUGUGCUACGAGGACUGAAACACCAUGACGAAUCUUCAGUAAUGGCUUCUUUAGAUCUGGCUAACAUGGAUUGUGUUGCAAAUGUCAUGUACUUGGCAAGUCAAGAGAUGAGGAAGGUUGUGGAGAGAGACAGCAGUACCAUUAAAAAGCACUUAAAGAAGCUGACUUUUUACUAUGGAGCUACAGACCUGUGGUGCCCAGUGCAAUACUAUGAAGAGAUGAAGGCAGAGUUUCCAGAUGGAGACAUCCGAUUGUGUGAAAAAGGAAUCCGACAUGCUUUUGUUCUCGAAGCCAGCAAGGAAGUGGCUGCUAUGGUUACAGAAUGGGUACAGGAUGAUCUAGCCAGACUAUAA